Messenger RNA from Grosmannia clavigera kw1407, 1212 nucleotides. RefSeq lists its product as uncharacterized. The record is from RefSeq and is a predicted model, not a curated record. Bases 1 to 1212 code for a protein of 403 amino acids. The transcript has 2 exons. NCBI's taxonomy places the organism in Eukaryota, Fungi, Ascomycota, Sordariomycetes, Ophiostomatales, Ophiostomataceae. Gene Ontology annotation, molecular function: oxidoreductase activity.
AUGGCCCCCGGCGCACUCGUGUCAGAGACCUCAAGUGUGGGCAGCGGGCUGUCAGGAAAGAGGAAGAACGACCAGGCGCCGCGGUCUGUUUUUCCUGAUGGCAUUCGCACGUCAGGCCAGCACCCCCCCCUGUACGAGCAAUUGCAGCCGUACGCCGACUUCCCCAAGGAGAUCACAGGGCCGACGGUGUGGAAAAAAGAUGAUUACGAGAACAAACCCGAGCGCUGGGUGCACCGGUUUACGGCAGAGGAGAUUCAGGAGCUGAGUGACACGUCGGAUGCUUUUAUCGCCAGUGGGACGCCUCUGACAGGCAUCUCCAAGAGCAACUUCCCACUGCCCAAGUUGUCGGCAGCACUUGCGCGAGUCCGUACCGACCUGAUAGACGGCAAAGGAUUUGUGCUCUUCAAGGGCUUCCCGGCGGAUAUCUGGGGUCCGCACAAGAACGCGGUCGGUUACAUGGGAUUGGGCACAUACCUUGGAUACUUUGUGUCGCAGAACGGGCGCGGCCAUGUGCUAGGCCACGUCAAGGAUGUCGGCGACGACCCGACACAGAUCCACAAGGUUCGUAUCUACCGCACGACGGCGCGGCAGUUUUUCCACGCAGACAACGGUGACCUCGUGGGGCUGCUGUGCGUGCACCGUGCGCUCGAGGGCGGCGAGAGCGACAUUGUCAGCGUGCACGACGUUUGGAACACGCUGCAGCGCGAGAACCCCGACGUGGCCGAGCUGUUGACGCAGCCGAUCUGGUACUUUGACCGGAAGGGCGAGGUAUCCGAGGGCGAAGAACCCUACAUCCGCCAGUCCGUGUUGUACCUCGAGCCCGGCGGCCAGGAACGUCUGUAUAUCAAGUGGGACCCAUACUAUGUGCGCUCGCUGUCUCGCUUCUCCGACCAGGGUCUGAUCCCGCCCUUGAGUGCCGAGCAGAUACGCGCCAUACAAGUUCUCGAGGACACCUGCCAGCGCCUGUCACUGCACAUGAUCCUCGAGGUCGGUGACAUCCAGAUCGUCAGCAACAACCACCUGCUGCAUGCGCGGACGGCAUACAAAGACUAUCCUGCACCGGAACCCCGUCGUCAUCUCUUGCGUCUGUGGUUGUCCACACCCGAGAGCGAGGGCGGCUGGAAGUUGCCCUACCCCGACAGCCUGGAGCUGAAGCGGGGUGGCAUCCAGGUCAACGACACUCCACCGACGUGUCCUCUGGAUGCCGAGUAA